CGACCACAUCCCACCACUUCCAAGAUUCUUGAUCUCUCGUAUUAUUUUUCCUUCCUACUUCUCAUAGUUUUUGGGCAGUGUUGUCUGAUUAGAAUUGAACAUGGAAGCCAAAAUUUGGUCUGCAUGUCUUUCGUUGCUCGUAUUCGUUUAUGUUCUAGCGAAAAUACUCCGACGUAGAAAACUGAACUUGCCGCCCGGCCCGAAACCCUGGCCCGUGAUAGGGAACCUAAACCUCAUAGGCUCUCUCCCACACAAAUCCUUACACGAACUCUCCCAGAAAUACGGGCCCUUAAUGCACCUCCAAUUCGGGUCCUGCCCCGUGGUGGUGGGCUCCUCCGUGGAAAUGGCCAAGGUCAUCCUGAAAACGAUGGAUGUUAACUUCUCCUCACGGCCGAGAACUGCCGCCGGGAAGUACACCACCUAUAACUAUUCGGACAUCACGUGGUCGCCCUACGGCCCGUAUUUGAAACAGGCCCGGAAAAUGUGCUUGACGGAGCUUUUCAGCAAUAAGAGGCUUGAAUCCUACGAGUACAUCCGGGUCGAGGAAAUCAACUCUAUGCUAAAAAGCCUGUACAAAUCCUCGGGUCAACCCAUUUUUCUGAAGGAUUAUCUGUCGACAGUGACCCUGAGCGUGAUCAGCCGCAUGGUUCUGGGGAAGAAGUACCUGGACAAAGACAAUGAGAACGCGGUGGUUUCGCUGGACGAGUUCAAGAAAAUGCUGGACGAGCUGAUUUAUCUGAAUGGGGUGAUCAACGUGGGGGAUGUGAUUCCCUGGCUCAGUUUCUUCGAUUUGCAGGGGUAUGUGAAGAGGAUGAAGAUUGUUAGCAAGAAACUUGACAGGUUUUUGGAACAUGUUCUCGAUGAGCAUCAGGAGAGGAGGAGGAAAGUCGAGGGGUAUGUGAGCAGAGAUAUGGUGGAUGUUCUGCUCGAGCAGGCGGAGGAUCCGACUUUGGAGGUCAAGAUGGAAAGGCAUAAUGUCAAGGCGUUAACUCAGGACUUGCUAGCUGGUGGAACUGAAAGCUCAGCAGUGACAGUGGAGUGGGCAAUCUCAGAACUCCUAAAGAAGCCUGAAAUUUUCAAGAAGGCAACCGAAGAGAUUGACCGUGUCAUCGGACAAAAUAGGUGGGUUCAAGAAAAGGAUAUGCCUAACCUCCCUUACGUAGAGGCCAUUGUCAAGGAAACCAUGAGGCUCCAUCCAGUCGCACCACUUCUCAUGCCUAGACUCGUGCGUGAAGAUUGCAAGGUAGCUGGAUAUGAUAUCAAAAAGGGGACCCAAGUAUUUGUGAACACAUGGACGAUUGGGACAGAUCCAUCACUAUGGGAAAACCCCACAGAUUUUUGUCCCGAGAGAUUUAUCGAAAAGGCGAUCGACGCCAAGGGACAUGACUUUCAAUUCUUGCCAUUCGGGUCGGGCCGAAGAAUGUGCCCAGCCUACAGUUUGGGCAUGAGAGUGAUUAGUUCGAGUCUGGCUAACCUCCUUCAUGGGUUCAACUGGAAGCUACCGAAUAAAAUGCGACCUGAAGAUUUGAACAUGGAGGAAAUUUUCGGGCUUUCAACUCCGAGAAAGUUCCCUCUUGCUGCUGUGGCAGAGCCCAGGCUGCCACCUGAGGUUUAUAACCUUUGAUAUUAAAGUUUCAUGAUCUUGUUCAUGUGUUGUGUUUAAUACAAAGAUGAUAAUAAGGAUGACAUAUCUUCACAAAGAGAAAAUUAGUUGUUGAAUGAGAGGAGAUUGUUGGUGAAGUUGAUUUAUGUGAAUUUAUAUGCUUUGUUAUAUUAGUAUAUAUGUUAUUAUUGUUCUGUAUUUAUUUUAUAUGUUGAAAUCAUGAUGUUUUUAGAAUGGUAACCUGAAGCAAAUUCUUGGCUCAAUGU
Molecule: messenger RNA, 1869 nt
Organism: Sesamum indicum (sesame)
Lineage: Eukaryota; Viridiplantae; Streptophyta; Magnoliopsida; Lamiales; Pedaliaceae
Product: trimethyltridecatetraene synthase
Molecular function (GO): oxidoreductase activity, acting on paired donors, with incorporation or reduction of molecular oxygen; monooxygenase activity; heme binding
Source: RefSeq, a predicted model, not a curated record